ACCCAUUAUUCUAUUUUCUUUUUCUUUUAACCUUUUCUUCACGUUUUGCGCGCAAAGCGUUUCUCCUUCAGUUUAACGCGUUAGGUUUUUCGCAAUGGAUCUCCCUGAUUCGCCCUCUUCAAAUCCCAUGGAUUCGCCCGUCUCCGGACUGCGUGUGAGGCAUCACCGGGAGCUCGAAAAUUUAACACUUACGACGAGGCCGGUAAAGACAUUAAAGUAUUUCACUGUAGCAAUUGGUCGGUAUUUUCGGCAAUUUAUGGCAACUGGUGGUUCGUUUGUGCUGUUUAUUAUGCUAGCGGGAGGUCUAGGAAUUGCUACUAUGACAAUUGGCGGACCACAUGAAAAGCACAUGCAGGAGCUUUUCCGUUAUCUGCAAUUUGGACUCUGGUGGCUGGCUCUUGGUGUCGCAUCAUCAAUUGGUCUCGGAUCUGGUUUACACACAUUUGUACUGUAUUUGGGCCCUCAUAUAGCUCUGUUUACCAUGAAAGCCGUGCAGUGUGGCAGAGUUGACUUAAAAAUUGCCCCAUAUGAUACCGUUCAAUUGAAAACGGGUCCUUCAUGGAUGGAUAGAAACUGCUCUGAAUAUGGUCCCCCACUAUUUUCAUCCCAGCAAGGUUCAAGGCUCCCACUUAGCAGCAUACUGCCUCAGGUUCAGUUAGAGGCUAUUCUGUGGGGAAUUGGAACUGCACUGGGAGAGCUUCCUCCAUUUUUCAUAUCAAGAGCUGCUCGUAUAGCAGGGAGUGAAUUGGAAGUAAUGAAAGAAUUGGAUUCUUCUUCAACUGAAGAUGGUGGAGUUGUAGCUAAUCACGUGAACCGGAUCAAACUAUGGCUUCUUUCACAUUCACAGUAUCUGAACUUUUUAACGAUAUUAGUUCUUGCUUCGGUACCCAACCCUCUAUUUGACCUUGCUGGUAUAAUGUGUGGACAAUUUGGCAUUCCAUUUUGGACAUUCUUUAUCUCAACAGUGAUUGGAAAGGCAUUUAUCAAGACUCACAUACAGACCAUUUUCCUCAUCUCAGUUUGCAACAAUCAACUUCUUGACUUGGUAGAAAAUAAAUUGAUUCGGUUGCUCAGCAUUUUCCCUGGAUUUGGUUUGAUUGCGCCCAAACUGAUUGCCAAACUACAUAUUUUGAAAGAGAAGUAUAUGGAUGGCUCUCCUUCAGUUAUCUCAAACAGCGAGGUGAAAAAGUGGAACUUCUCUAUUGGUGCAAUUUGGAAUACUGUUGUGUGGCUCAUGCUCAUCAACUUUUUCAUCAAGAUUGUGUCGGCAACUGCACAAACCGUUCUCAAGGAAGAACAUGAAAAGGAGUUGACUGCAUUGACGAACAAUGUACAGGCAUCAGAUCUCGGCAAGGUUGUGUCAACAACUGCACAAAACGUUCUCAAGGAAGAGCAGAAAAAGGAGUUGACUGCAAAGCAACUGGCUGACGAACAAUGAACAGGCAUCAGAACUCGGAAAAGCAACUGAUUGAAUUAUUCUGAAGGUCGUUCAGAUCCAAUUAUCUUUUCUUCCUAAUAUUCAUAGCUUUGGAUUGUAGUGGCAGAAAGUUUUUAUCUCUGCUAUGAUUAUAUCCACCAAAGCUCAACAUCUGCUUCUCUGUUUCAUUUUGUACAUAAAACGCACCUGCAAUGAAACAGGAGGUGGUAUUGUAGAAGUAUCUACAUGUCUUUUAGGGGAUGCUAUCACUUUUAAAUUAUAUCGAUUCUUGGCCCUUGUAUCUUACAUUUGCCCAUCCUGGGAUAUGCAAUGGAAUAAUAUCCAUUCUAGACAUUCAUUUAUACAUUAGAUGCAAUCUUACUCGGAAAA
Molecule: messenger RNA, 1807 nt
Organism: Rosa chinensis
Lineage: Eukaryota; Viridiplantae; Streptophyta; Magnoliopsida; Rosales; Rosaceae
Product: vacuole membrane protein KMS1
Exons: 9
Coding region: 95-1438 (447 amino acids)
Source: RefSeq, a predicted model, not a curated record